This is a messenger RNA of Mytilus trossulus (common blue mussel), 2151 nucleotides long. RefSeq lists its product as uncharacterized. The record is from RefSeq and is a predicted model, not a curated record. The coding region runs from base 135 to 1187 and encodes 350 amino acids. The transcript is spliced from 9 exons. Lineage: Eukaryota; Metazoa; Mollusca; Bivalvia; Mytilida; Mytilidae.
AUUCCGAAAAGGUGUUUACAUGUCGCCAACCAACGAACACACACUGUUUUGAACAGCAGGCCACCAUUAUUUGUUAAACGAUCCAUUGCAACAGUUAAACUUCAUGGUUAUCUGAAUAUAUACACUCAAGGAAGAUGACAGAGACAAAGAUGUGUGUGUUUCUACCAGUGUUUAUCCUUUUGGUGGCUACAACUUUAUGUGUUCAAGGAGAUAACGCGACUGAAAUUGCUGAAAACAAAGUUGAAAUAAAAUUCUACAGGCUUCAAGUCAGUGAGUGGGAUAGUGGCCUGAUGGAAUCAAAGUUCCAUGCAUUGUUAGCAUCUGAAACUAAUACAUACUGUGCAAGUAACCUAGCAGCUUGUGGUCUCAUUGGACUUCAAUCAGAAUUCAAAGACAGCCAUAUUGGAAAGGUAGAUAACUCUCCAUUAAAUGAUGACAAGGACAUGUUAUAUGAAUUUUACAUCAUGUAUCCAGAGAAUUCAAAUAAGAGUUCCCCUAGUGUACUAACAUAUGUUUUGUCUGAAUCUGUGGUCAAGACUAUUAUACUACAACUGAGAACCAAUACAGAUUAUAUUAGUUCUCUAGGCUGUGACAAAUGUUAUAUAACAUACAUUGGUUCAGAUUUCUACGGUAUCCCGCCAUCAGCGCUAGAAAACAAGAUAAUUAUACCAUUAGCUUUUCUUGUACUGCUCAUCGUCAUCAUCAUUGCUAUUAGUUUAACCCUGUGGGACAAGAGGAGGGAGAAAGAAGCAAGAUUCCAAAAGAUGCAUAAGCCAAAACCAAAAGGAUCACAAUACCCUACUAAACCAGCACCAACAAAAACAACAGAACUUCCAGAUGAAAAAGUGCCAGAGAAAAAAGCCAGUGCACAUGGUGUAGUUCUGAAACCGCACAGGAAGGAAAAGAUGUAUGAAGGAUCAGGUACCACUCCAAAGAAAGCAUUUGACAGAACAGGCGGUGCCAGUAAUGAUAGCGGUCUAGAUGUUGAUACUCUAGACAGCAGGACCAACAGCAAACCAUAUUCCCUCCAACCACUGGCACAGGGAGAACAGGAAACAGAGAGAAAGAAGAGGAAGAAGGAAAAGAAGAAGCGUUCAAGAAAAUCAAAAGUAGAUGGCGCCGAGAAUCAAGGAUAUAUGGCAGAAGAUGAAGGAUUUGAGAAAGUAGAAAUGAAAACAGAAUUGUAAAAAAUCAAUUGGCAAUUAUUGAAUUUUAAUGAAUUAGAAAUGUGUUAUUAUGGUGUUAUUAUGUUAGGUUUUUGUUAUGAUCUUUAUGAAAAUGUUAAAGAACUAUUGUUACUGUUCAGCAGAUUGUUCAAAUUUCCAAUUAUUUUCCCUAAUCAUUUUGUGAUAUUAAAGCUUUCAUGGGUAGUGGCUAAUUAAGUAAGUUCUUCAAUGGUAUUCAUAUCUUAAUUGAAAUUCGUAAGUCUAUCAUCGAGUUUAGUAAAUGAAAUUAUAAUGACUUAGUUUGUUUGAUUUUAAUGCAGUUAUAAACAGAGAGAGACAACUCUUUUAUAAAACUAUGAUCACUGAAAAAAUUGAAAUGACUAUUUUGAUACAUUCCUGUUUAUAAGGGAACAUGUUUUUUUUUAAAUUAACCAAACUGCUGACAGGCUGUACUUAUGUACAAAAUACAAGCCAAAUAAUCUCAUUGAUUGGUAUGUACAAGAAAAUGUAAGACCUUUGUAUUUCUUGUACAGUCAGGGGUUGAAGUCAUAAAACUUAGCUCAGUACUUGGAGCACAAAAGUCAUGCUCGAAACAUGAAAUCUAGCAUUUUGAUUGGUUGAUUUUUCGAGUUUGAGUACAAAAAACUGACUUGAAAGUUUUAUGACCGCAAUGCCUUAUUUAUGUUUUAUUGUUAAACCAGUUGAGAUUGGCCAGAGGGAUAUUAAAUCUGUUUACAAUAAUUUGAACAAAGGUUUGAGAGAAUUUUGUUAUGUUGAUAUAGUGUUGUCAUAUUUUGUAUGAACUGCUUGUGUUGGAUGAAAUUGUUUUUUAUGGUGUUUUUUUUAAAGUAUGACUUAACUGUGAUAGAUUAUAUGCUCAUGUCUUAUUAACGUAAUGUCUUUCAGUUCUAGAAAGAAUGAAAAGUGUAAAAUGUAAUUUAUUGUAAAAUGAUUUUAUUCAAAUGACUUACUGUAAAAAAAAAUU